Molecule: messenger RNA, 1341 nt
Organism: Sphenostylis stenocarpa
Lineage: Eukaryota; Viridiplantae; Streptophyta; Magnoliopsida; Fabales; Fabaceae
Source: the annotation of a GenBank genome assembly
AUGGUAACCAUUGUGGCUUCUCAUAAUGUCACUCCAAACCAACCAACUCCCACUGAUCCUUUAUGGCUAUCAGAUAGUGACCAAAUCGGGUUCCUAGCUCACGUACCAAAUAUCUACAUCUACAAAGCAAAACACCACGGCAAUCUCAUUGAGAGGAUGAAGAACUCUCUUAGCAAGACUUUAGUUCACUACUAUCCAGCAGCUGGCAGAUUGAGAUUGACAAAAGGGGAUCGAAUGGAAGUGGAUUGCAAUGCAAAGGGAGUCACAUUACUUGAAGCCGAAAGCUCAAAGACAUUUGGUGAAUAUGGAGACUUUUCACCUUCGGAUUCAACAGAGGAACUUGUUCCCAAAGUUGAUUACACUCAACCUAUAGAGGAGAUUCCACUACUGCUACUUCAGUUAACAAGGUUCCAUGGUGGUGAAGGACUUGCCCUUGGAGUUGUUAUCUCUCACCCUUUGACCGAUGCGACCGGCAUAAUGCGCUUAAUAAACCAUUGGGCAAAGGUGAAUCGAGGAGAAGAACUAGAACCUACUGAAAUUCCAUUUCUAGAUCGAUCAGGGUUCAAAAUACCACCGCAACAUUCAUCACCAAGUGUUAAACUCCCAGAGUGGAAGCCUGUGCCACAAACAGCACAAACAGAGAAGAAGGAGAGAAGUGCUUCGUUGUUGAAACUCACAUCAAGCCAGGUGGAGAGGCUAAAGAAGAAAGCUAAUGAAAAACCUUCAAAAGAAGGGGCAAGACCUUACAGCAGAUUUGAAGUUGUUGCUGCUCAUAUAUGGAGAUGUGCAGCCAAGGCUCGUGAAUCUGGUGAGAACCACCCAACUUUUGUUCGGUUUAGUGUUAAUAUUCGCAGUAGAUUGAAUCCACCUCUUCCUCAGAACUAUUUUGGGAAUGCUUUGGCCAAAGGAGUGACACCAAAAUGUUAUGAGAGCGAUAUCAUAGCAAACCCUUUAGGUUUUGCUGCUGGAAAGAUAAGGGAAGCAGCUCAUGCGGUUACGGAUGAGUUCAUAAGGUCACAAUUAAAGGCUAGUUUAGGGCAAGGGCAACAGGAUCACAUAAGGGCCUUUUUCAAGGGACAAGGACACCUUAUGAAUAUCCCUUAUGCUGGAAAUCAUAACAUUCUGCUAACAAGCUUGACCACCAUGCCAGUGUAUGAAGCAGACUUUGGUUGGGGAAAGCCUAUUUAUUUUGGUUUACCAAGAGUCACUCAAGAAGAUAGAGCAUCAAUUGUUCGAAGCCCAGAUGGGGAUGGUGUCGUAGUCACCAUAUUCUUCCAGACAGCACUUAUGCAGCUUUAUAAAAAAUUCUUCUACGAGGAUUUGUUUGUCUCAUCGUUAUAA